Molecule: messenger RNA, 1215 nt
Organism: Wyeomyia smithii (pitcher-plant mosquito)
Lineage: Eukaryota; Metazoa; Arthropoda; Insecta; Diptera; Culicidae
Exons: 2
Coding region: 391-945 (184 amino acids)
Biological process (GO): centriole replication; mitotic cell cycle
Cellular component (GO): centrosome; centriole
Molecular function (GO): calcium ion binding
Source: RefSeq, a predicted model, not a curated record
CAGCUUUCGUAUCAUCAUAAAGCAACGCAGCUCCUGUCAAACAAUUUUCGACGUGAGAUCCAUCGUUAGCUAGUGGUCCUGUUUUUGCCAAGUAUUUACAUGAGCAAAGUUUGUGUUUAAGCAACAACUGGCCUUUAAAAGGUUGAAAAAGCCUUCGUGCUGUGAAAAAUAUCAACGUAGCGGUAGAAACGUGUUGAACGGUCCCUUCAACAAACACGCGACGAGGAGUAACCAUCACCUUUAUAGACGGAGUUUUUCUUUGCGUGAAUAAACAUACACAACACCGUUUGCAAGGGCGAGUCGGUUCCAACAACGGUGUUAUAGCAACUGUGGAACUGCUGCUUGUGUGAUCAUCGACGACAAGCCAUCCAUUUUUUGACAACCUGCAAUAUGGCGUCCAGCAUCGGAUCCGUGUCUACCGGAACGAAAAAAACAUCAACGACGGCAACCGGCCAAACAGCGCCUGCUGGCAGAAAAAAAUCCGGUCCUAAAUUUGAGCUCUCCGAUGAACAAAGACAGGAUAUCAAGGAAGCGUUCGAUUUGUUUGACUCCGAAGGAACCGGGAUGAUUGAUACGAAAGAACUGAAGGUCGCAAUCCGAGCACUGGGCUUCGAGCCGAAAAAGGAAGAGAUAAAAAAAAUGAUUGCGGAAAUCGAUAAAGAUGGCACUGGGAAAAUUUCGUUCGAAGACUUCCUCUCACUGAUGACGGUGAAGAUGGCCGAAAAGGACUCAAAGGAGGAAAUUUUGAAAGCUUUCCGGUUGUUCGACGAUGACGAGACUGGUACGAUUUCCUUCAAGAAUCUCAAACGGGUCGCCAAGGAGCUGGGCGAAAACUUAACCGACGAAGAACUGCAAGAGAUGAUAGACGAAGCGGACCGCGAUGGCGACGGAGAAGUCAACCAGGAGGAGUUUUUGAGGAUUAUGAAGAAAACUAGCCUGUACUAGUGCGCAAGAUGGUAGUGUUUAGUCUAAAUAAUGUACCUUUUAAUAGUAAGCGGCUAUUAGAGAUAUGCGAAACCAUUUGAAAACCAAACGCUGAUAAGUUAUGCUAUACAUUUUACUGCACUGUCGGUACGCAACAAUAAACCAGUGAUGCACUGUUCUAUAAUAAAAAAGCCUAAUAUAUUUCAAACACCGAAAAUUGCAGAGCUCGUGGAAGCUUCCGAAGUUUAUUGAAGAUGUUCAAUGUUGAAAUCAAUAACUGUCAUCUAGAUA